Molecule: messenger RNA, 1723 nt
Organism: Pygocentrus nattereri (red-bellied piranha)
Lineage: Eukaryota; Metazoa; Chordata; Actinopteri; Characiformes; Serrasalmidae
Product: progestin and adipoQ receptor family member 4
Exons: 3
Coding region: 152-970 (272 amino acids)
Cellular component (GO): membrane
Molecular function (GO): signaling receptor activity
Source: RefSeq, a predicted model, not a curated record
AACAAGUGGGCUGCUGCUGGAAGUACAGCACUUCAUCUACAGCUUACAGUGCACUGAGCCUUGCUGGACAAAAAUGGUUCGACUAUAUCCUGCAGCAUUGGAGAGAUUAUCCUGCACAUCUUAGGUGCCGAGUAGAUGCCACGGCGCAACCAUGGCGCCUUAUAAGGAGUUAAAACUUAUUGAUUUCCACAGUUCCCCGCCUCACCUGCAGUUCAACAAGUAUGUCUUGAGUGGUUACCGUCCAGUGUCCACCUCCAGAGGAUGCCUUCAGAGUCUCUUCUACCUGCACAAUGAAUCUGGGAACAUCUACACACACGGUAUACCAUUUGUAGGCUUCCUGCUGCUCUUGCCCCUGAGCAUCCCCUGGUCAGAGGUGGAUGAAUGGUGGCUCUGUUUAGUCCACUACCUGGCCUGCCUCUCACCCACAGUGGGCUCCGUCUUCUACCACAUCUUCAUGAACCACGAAGGAGGUGUCCACAUCUACGAUGCCCUGCUUUCCUUCGACAUGCUUGGUGUCUGCCUUGUCAACACACUGGGUGCUCUGCCGAUAGUUCACAUUACCCUACUCUGCUACCCAUCUUUUCGGAGGGCCGCCAUGAUGGCUUAUCUCCUCGUCUCCUGCCACGGUAUCCACUGUGCAGUGACGGCAAGGAGUAAUGUCCGGCGCUUGCGCUCCUUCGCAUGGCAGGCCCUGUUCCGUUUUUUUCUCUUCAUCCUGCGCUGGACUGGUGGAGGGACAGGAAGCCCUGACUCACUACGUCUCUACCUGACCAUGGAUUCACUGGCACUGCUUGGAGGACUCGUGAACAUCUCUCGUGUGCCAGAGCGCUUCAGUCCAGGCAGCUUUGACUACUGGCUCAACAGCCAUCAGAUUAUGCACAUGAUGGUGGUCUUGUCCAUCAUGUAUUUGCACUGGGGGAUGAUGGAGGACUUGGCCUGGUUAAGGCAGUACCAGUGUCCUGUGGAGUAAAAUAAAAGGGAACUUCCUUAUGGGGUAAUAUGCAACAAAUUUUGAGCCCCAUCCUUUUAUAUCUUCAAAGAAUAUUUUUACCCUUUUUUUAUAGUUUUCACUCUUGCCCCAAUGAAGUUUGCUAACUAAACAUGUUGAGCCAGAAGUUAACAAAGACAUGAGGGCUCCCUGAGAUGUCAGCUCUCCUCCUUCCCACUGUCAACAAACCUGAGUGAGUGCGUGGCAGCAGCAGGGCGACAGCACAGACAUUCUCAGUUUACCACAACACUAUGUCAAACAUGUCUUGGUUCAUCAAUUGCAGCUGGCUUUAGGGGGAAAUUGUGUGAAUUAGAUAUUUCAAACCUUUUAAGCUUCACAACAGUAGCCCUUGAAUUAACAGUUUGCCUCAAGUGAGCAAUUCUGUUUUACAAUGAAUGCCUUCAACAAAUCUUAAUGAAACACUUGAUAGGCACUGGGGUUUUCAGCCAGGCCUUCAUGAUUGAAACCAACAGUUCCAGAUGUGGAUGCUGGGGCAAAACACUGUCUGAAGUAGUAACAGACAAAAGGGGCAAAAUUAAGAAUUCAGUAAUUCAUCAGUACUGAUUUUAGCUGACUUUUAAAUAUCUGGACAUUGAGUAUUCCCAGAUUUUUGGAUAUUAAGAUUUUACAGAUCUCAGAUUUGUUGAAGAUAUUGGAUUUUUGCCGUGAUAUUCUCUCUAUAUUUGAAUGGGUCAUUUCCUGACAAUACUUGAACAUCUAAAUCAAGUUCAUCAU